AUGCCAUACCAAGUCGGUAGUUCCUCGAAAGAUCCACGUGGUGCUUUGAGUGAUGAACCAUCAUCAUUGAGCCGUUUUCUUUCUCGAGAGUCGUCCUUCAUGUCUAAUCGUACCGAGUGCACAGACGACACUGUUGAUGCUUCGGAUGAUUUUGAUGAUGAUGGUUCGGUUUUAUCAGCCGUGUGUCAAGAGGAGUCCGCUCUGCGUCAGGAACCAGCACGUGAUGAUAUCGAAGAUAAUGGCAAUGACAGUAGUGCUUGGGUGUUCGUACACAAGUAUGGCAAGCGAGCAUUGAAAGAAGAUGGUUCUCCUGCAAUACAAUGUUUGGUUGGUAACUGUGGAAAGCUUAUCGCCAGCAAGUACUCGUCUACCUCUGGGUUUAUCAAGCAUCUCGGCAAACAUCAAAUCAACAAGAGCAAUGGUCCUCAUGUCAAUAGUGGUGACAAGCGUGGCCCAAUGGAUGUCUUCGUUCAUGGGAAACGUGCUCGUACAUUCAACGCUGAAGAAUUCCAACGAGUGGUUGUCAAGUUCUUGGUGACAAGCAAGUUGCCAUUCACGACCUGUGAGAAUGCUGCGUUACAAGAGCUGCUUGAAUUGGCACGAAUUGCACCUACCGCAUCAGGCGUUCAACUUCCUUCGGCACGCACCUGCACGAGAAAAACUGAGGCGGAAUAUGAAAUGGCUCGCAAUCGAUUGAAGGAGAUGUUGAGGAAGGUACCAGCUGUGUCAUGUACCUUGGAUGGCUGGACAAGUCCUUUCAACCAAGCAUUCCUUGCUGUGACAGCACACUGGAUCGAUCAGCAUACAUGGACCAUGAAGGAGGUGAUCAUCGGCUUUGAGCCCAUCAAUGGCCCACACACUGGUGAAAAUCUGGCUGCUGUAUUCAUCGACGUCCUUGAGGAGUUUGACCUUGGCAGAAGGCUCUUCACCGUUACCACCGACAACGCCGCCAACAUGACAACGAUGGUGCGUCAUGUGAUGGAAUAUGGCAAGCAAGAGUCCAAACAGUGGCCCUUUCGUUUGCGCCAUCAUAUCCCAUGCGUCGGCCACAUCUUUAAUCUCGCUGUGCAGGCGAUCCUCAAGAAUGGCUUAAAGGCCCAAGCACCCGAUAACGUGAUCGAACAUGACAUUUCAGAUGAGCCUGCCACUCCACUCGCCAAGCUACGAAAAGGGAUCCUAAAGAUUAGAUCCUCGCCUCAACGUAUCGCUGCCUUUGAGAGGAGACGUGACGCAAUGGAUUGUCCACCUUUGGCCUUGACACUCGAUGUUCGUACACGUUGGAAUUCAACAUACGAUAUGUUGAAUCGUGCUGUCAAGCUCAAGGAGGCAUACGUUGCCAUGACUGCACCUGGUUCCGAGCUUGAAGAUUUGCCUUGUCAGCAUCAGACUGGACCAAGAUUCAGGUCGCAUGCGUCUGUGAACAUGACCAUAUUGUGCUACAACCGUAUCAUGGAUGCUCUCGAGAAACUUGAAGAACGUAUGAUAGCCACCGAUCCCGAACUUUGUCAUGCCAUUCGUUGCGGCCUUGACAAGUUGGUACGCUACUACAGUCGUACCGACAUGACUGAGGUUUACGCUGUGGCGACUGCACUUGACCCACGUCUCAAGUUCAGGUGGUGGCGCCGUCAUGGCUGGGAAAAGGAAUGGUGCAAAUUCAGUGAAGAUCUGGUACGUGAGGCAUGGCGCAAGUUUUCUGGUGUGGUGGCGAUGGAUGAAGAAGUGACCGAAAGAGCCCAACAACUCCAUGAGCUCUUUUUGACGGAGCUUACAAAAGACGAGCUUUCGGAGUAUGUCGACCAGCCAACGAUAGCUCCUUUGGUGGCUCCUAGGAAAUCCGAUGAGCUUGUUUUUUGGGAGGUGAACCAGGCACAUUGGCCAAACCUUGCCAGUAUGGCAGCUCAAUAUUUGGCAGUGCCUGCUACCUCGACUCCUUCCGAAAGAUGUUUCUCGUCAACACGCCUGCUCCUCCCCCAUGUUCGCAAUCGACUUUCCCCAGGCAUGAUCAAGCAACUCAUGCUGCUUGGCUCUUGGUUCGAUUUGAACAUUCAUUCAUAG
Messenger RNA from Lichtheimia ornata, 2055 nucleotides. RefSeq lists its product as uncharacterized. The transcript is spliced from 6 exons. The record is from RefSeq and is a predicted model, not a curated record. Lineage: Eukaryota; Fungi; Mucoromycota; Mucoromycetes; Mucorales; Lichtheimiaceae. Bases 1 to 2055 code for a protein of 684 amino acids. Gene Ontology annotation, molecular function: protein dimerization activity.